GCGGGUCAAGUGCCGGUCUUGGGUUUAUUCUGGAUAUUACCACCCCACACAGGAACCAGUGUUGCCAGUGUCAGUGUUGUGUUGUGUGGCGUCACUGGAUACAUGGCCUCCGGUAAAACUGCCAGGAGUGGCGGACGGAGAUGCUGAGGGAAGAACGCCACAGAAGGAUGUCCUGGUCGCCGCCCAGAGCUCGCACCAGGCCUCGCCCACCAGCCACAUGACGUGAACGUCGCACACCAUAGUCAGAGUUAGAUUUAUUUUUGUACCGAGUAAACAAUGGAGGAAGUGAAAAGUAGUUCGGCGCCGGAGUCGCCCGCGAGGACGCCACCGCCCUCGGGGCAAAACGCGGACAUAGUGAUAGAGAACUACAUGGAGCGGCUGGGGACGCGACUGGGGGUGCUGGAGACGGAGCUGAGGUACGCGUGGCGAGCACUUGACCUGCUUUCCCAGGAGUAUAUCAAGAUGUGGGAGCGACUCGAGAAACUAGAGGUGCUACUUUACGAACAACAGAGUGUAAUUUCACAGUUGAUCGAAUUCUACUCCUCCGUCGAACCGAACGAGACCGAAAUGGACUUGCUCGAUAGGCCGCGCAUCAUUCAGGGUAUCAGUUCCGUGGACGAGAUUGGUCUGUUGAACACUGACAUGGCGUUGUCCACGUCGGCCACGCAGUUUAUUUCAGAACUCAAGCUCCAAAUCGGAGCCGACGGGGAGGCGCUCAGUCUUCCUGACGAGUCGUUUUAUAGGAGUUUGAAUAACGCUUAUAGAAACGAUCUAGGUUGUCCGAGCAGUUCCAUGGCCGCCUCCGGCUCGUCUCAGUUGGGAAUGAUCUGGGAGGAAUCGGAGGAGGACAGCAAUGGGACUACGAAACGGGAGGAAAACAAAGACUUAGUAACUGCGCCCUCGGAGCCAACGCAAGUGUUCAGUUCAUUAGAUUAUAAGGAUUACAGGGGUAGCUCGCCUUGUGUGAGCGAUCACGAUUUAGUACCGCUAUCUCAGCUGUCAACCGUAGAUCAGGUGGCGUUGGAAAAACUAAAAGAAUUAGAUAGGUUAACGACCAAGCUUCAAAAAGAUUCGCAAAAUUUAAGGGAACUACAGGACAGGCUGCUCGCGGACUCGCCAAAACAUAAGUAUUCGAAAGAUACUACUGACGUUUCGGAAAUCAACGUACGAGAGGAUAAGACUAAUGAAAUAGAUGACCAACUUAGGAGAAUGUGUGCUGAAACGGAACUAGAAGAUUGGGGAUUCAGUACGACGACGAGAGCGAUCACUGACAUGUUGAUGAUGAGCAGCGCCGAGGCAGCAGCGUCGCCGAGACUGGCUGUUGAGGAACCUACUCAUGAUCCUAGUAAUGUGUCGGGCUUCAUUUCUACACCGACCUCUCCUAGAAGGUUCUUGACGUCUCCAAGCAUAAUGUACUCUUCAACUAGCCGGUUAGCAGGGAACGGUUCAUCCUUAAAUGACAUUGCCUCGUCGCAUAGAUCUCUCCCACUUUCUCCAAAGUCUGAUAGGUUAAGUAAGUCAACAUACCAGGCAGAUCCGUCACUCGGAAGAGAACUUUUUUCAAGUGGGGCCAGAAAUGAUGGAUCCUCCUCCGCCAGCUCCAAAAGAUUCAAGUAUUUACUUAACGCCUAG
Molecule: messenger RNA, 1632 nt
Organism: Macrosteles quadrilineatus (aster leafhopper)
Lineage: Eukaryota; Metazoa; Arthropoda; Insecta; Hemiptera; Cicadellidae
Exons: 4
Coding region: 277-1632 (451 amino acids)
Source: RefSeq, a predicted model, not a curated record